Molecule: messenger RNA, 1313 nt
Organism: Staurois parvus
Lineage: Eukaryota; Metazoa; Chordata; Amphibia; Anura; Ranidae
Source: the annotation of a GenBank genome assembly
UGGAGAUGAAGCCCGGACUGACCAUCAUUAAGACGGAAAAAGUUGAAUAUGAGCCGAUCUCCUGUGCUGAUAUGGAGUGCGCUGAUGUGCCUCUGCUGACCCCCAGCAGUAAGGAGAUGAUGUCACAGGCUCUCCGCGCCACCUUCAGCGGCUUCACGAAGGAACAGCAACGUCUGGGCAUCCCCUUUGAUCCGCGGGAGUGGACGGACGCUCAUGUCAGGGAAUGGGUGUCUUGGGCAGUCAUUGAGUUCACGCUAAAGGGAGUGGAGCUACAGAAGUUCUGUAUGAGUGGAGCAGCGCUGUGUGCUCUUGGGAAGGACCGAUUCUUGGACCUCGCACCAGACUUUGUCGGAGACAUCCUGUGGGAGCACUUAGACAUCUUGCAAAAAGGUGACUCCAAAUUGUACCAGACAAGUGAGCUGACCCCUGCCUAUCCUGAGCCCAGAUACACCACCGACUACUUUAUCAGUUACGGAAGUGAACAUGCACAGUGCGUUCCCCCCUCGGAGUUCUCAGAGCCCAGCUUUAUCACAGAAUCCUACCAGACUCUCCACCCCAUCAGCUCAGAGGAACUCUUGUCUUUGAAAUAUGAGACAGACUACCCCACCCCCAUCCUGAGAGACCCCCUACAGCCUGACUCUCUCCAGGGAGACUACUUCACUAUCAAGCAGGAGGUGGUGUCACCGGACAACAUGUGUGUGGGCAGGAUCAGCCGAGGCAAGCUUGGCGGACAGGAGUCAUUUGAGAGUAUCGAGAGUCACGACAGCUGUGACCGCCUCACUCAGUCAUGGAGCAGCCAGUCUUCGUACAAUAGCCUGCAGCGUGUCCCAUCGUAUGACAGCUUUGACUCGGAGGAUUACCAGCCUGCACUGCCCAACCACAAACCAAAAGGAACCUUCAAGGACUAUGUGAGGGACCGAGCCGAGCUGAAUAAAGACAAGCCAGUCAUCCCUGCUGCUGCCCUUGCAGGAUACACAGGCAGUGGACCAAUCCAGCUUUGGCAGUUCCUCUUAGAGCUCCUUACAGACAAGUCAUGCCAGUCUUUCAUCAGCUGGACGGGGGAUGGCUGGGAAUUUAAACUGUCUGACCCAGAUGAGGUUGCCCGGCGUUGGGGCAAAAGAAAGAACAAGCCGAAGAUGAACUAUGAAAAGCUGAGCCGCGGCCUACGAUACUACUAUGACAAGAACAUCAUUCACAAGACAGCCGGCAAGCGCUACGUCUAUCGCUUUGUAUGUGACUUGCAAAGCCUUCUGGGAUACGUGCCGGAGGAGCUCCAUGCCAUGUUGGAUGUUAAACCGGACAACGAUGAAUAG